Mugil cephalus (flathead mullet) is the source of this 3953-nucleotide messenger RNA. It is a transcript of the gene capn8, whose product is annotated as calpain 8. Gene Ontology annotation, biological process: proteolysis. The record is from RefSeq and is a predicted model, not a curated record. The transcript has 21 exons. Gene Ontology annotation, cellular component: cytoplasm. Gene Ontology annotation, molecular function: calcium ion binding; calcium-dependent cysteine-type endopeptidase activity. Bases 1546 to 3651 code for a protein of 701 amino acids. NCBI's taxonomy places the organism in Eukaryota, Metazoa, Chordata, Actinopteri, Mugiliformes, Mugilidae.
GACCUGAUUAAAAGUUAAUGUGUACGUAUGUAUUAACCCAGAGGAAGGUCCUCACAGAGAGGAAACAGCACGAGGUUACACAUAUCUAUUCAAAUACAUAUUAGUGCGUGGUUCAGGAAACGAUGUGAAUCAUCAACCUCGGAAAAAAACGGUAAAAUAUGACGCACCAGCGCGCACAGUUUAUAUUCAGUCUGAACUCUGAAGGUUUAAGUCUCUAAUAACUCGUUAUUUCAUCUUAAUAUGAAAAGUCUCAAACGUCUGACAGUAGAAAAGUUUCUUCUUCUUUCAGGAUGUAACAGAUGAACAUGUAACAGAUUGGUUGGCUUCGUCCACACGGUGUCGCUGUGUCUCGGGUUUACAUCAAAACAGUCGAAUGGGAUCUGAUCACUGCAUCGGUGCAUGUAGUUCAGAUGUGAACGAAGUCAAAUAUGUUUUCAGUCCUGGGGUUCUGGGCGAUAAAAAAAAUAAACAAAUACAUGAGGAAUAUCUCAUACGAAAUGAAUGUUCGUGGCCUUUUCCCAGUGUCAGUAACAGACUGAUUAGUGAUAAACUACAGGAGAAAUUUAAAACGUCUCCUAGAUUAGAUGGUAGACAACACCCUGAUAGCGAUGAUAUUGUGCACAGAAACUUUGACUAACACUGGAGUUUACAGAAAUACCACAAAGCUCACAUAUUCUACAAAGGUUCUAGUAAAAAUAGAAGCAGGCCCACUCUUCAUUUGGACAUUUAGAUAAAAAUCAAAGAACCCAAAGUGUGUCACAUUAGGUUUUUACCUCCUGAAAGAGAAUCUGGCUGCAAAAUACUACUACCUGUUGUUUACACAAGUAACCCCCCCAUGGAAACCAGUCACUAAAGCCCCACUGGGCGAAACACCUGGGUCGACGCAGGAUUUUUAAAAUGGGAGGGGUAUAAGGCAUGUUAAAUAACUUUCACCACUACAUGGGUGUGUUGUGAUUAUUCCUUCCACCAGAUGGAGGUAAAAGGCCAUGUAUUAAAUAAAAGUGACGGGGUUCAGAUUCUGUCAGUAACGUCAAGAUGUGGUAGGUAGUUGAUGGAGAAUGGUGCGGAUAGACUCAAAAGGAUGAUGAAAGAUUAAUAAAACAAUAUUAAACAUUUGCUGUCAGUUGUUUUUGGAUUUAAUGAAAUGCAGAGGAAUAAAAGGCUGAGAUAUAAGAUGGAAGUUAUUACCGUGAUAUUCUGUCUUUAAAACAGUGAAAUGAUUCACUUCAAUUUUUUUUUUUUUUUAUUUUUUUUUUUAAAUCUGCUGCGCUGAAUCAGAUCAGAUUUUGUUUCAGGUGUUGCCAGUGAGAUUAAACACCUCACACUGUUUGCUCUCUGAAUAAUUCAGAGUCAACUGAUAUCUCUAAUCCCUCACUUGGACCUGAGUUCCGCCUUUGUUCACCUGAUAACUUAUAACUGAGACUUACUCACAGUUCACUCACGCUGACCUCCUCGUCCAGACACUCAGACCUCGUCCAGGUGCUCAGACCUCGUCCAGACACUCAGACCUCGUCCAGACACUCAGACCUCGUCCAGACACUCAGGAUGGCGAACACGGCAGCAGAGCUGGCCCGGAGGAAGGCCCGGCAUGAGGAUGGCAUUGGUAGCCGGUCCAACGUGGUUCCCUUCAAGCAGCAGGACUUUGAGCAGCUUCGACGUGACUGCCUCCAGAGCGGCUCGCUGUUCUGUGACCCGACCUUCCCAGCUGGCUGGAACUCUCUGGGAUACAACCAGCUGGGACGAUACUCGUCCAAAACCAUUGGAGUGGAGUGGAAACGACCAACGGAGCUGUGUUCUGAUCCUCAGUUCAUCAUCGAUGGAGCCAACAGAACCGACAUCUGUCAGGGGGCACUGGGUGACUGCUGGCUGCUGGCCGCCAUCGCCUCGCUGACUCUGGAUCCUCAGAUCCUGAACCGAGUGGUUCCUCCCGGGCAGAGCUUCACCUCGCAUUACGCCGGCAUCUUCCACUUCCAGCUGUGGCAGUACGGGGAGUGGGUGGACGUGGUCGUGGACGACCGUCUGCCCACCAGAGACGGGAAGCUGCUUUUCGUUCACUCAGCAGAAGGAGCGGAGUUCUGGAGCGCCCUGCUGGAGAAAGCCUAUGCCAAGGUGAAUAGCUCCUAUGAAGCUCUGACCGGAGGCUCCAGCAUCGAGGGCUUCGAGGAUUUCACCGGCGGCAUAGCUGAGAGCUACGACCUGAAGGAGGCGCCACCGUUCCUGUUCAACCUCAUGAGGAAAGCGUUGAAGCUCGGCUCGCUGCUCGGCUGCUCCAUCGACAUUUCCAGUUCGUGUGAGACGGAGGCCAUCACGAGUCAGAAGCUGGUCAAAGGUCACGCGUACUCCAUCACUGGGGCAGAGCAGGUCCAUCACUUUGGUUCUACGGUAGAACUGGUCCGCAUCAGGAACCCGUGGGGUCAGGUGGAGUGGACCGGCGCCUGGAGUGACAACUCCAAGGAGUGGGAUCGAGUUCAGCCGGAGGAGAAGAGGAAGCUGGACCACUCUGCUGAAGACGGGGAGUUCUGGAUGUCCUACACCGACUUCCUGCGCCAGUUUUCCCGCCUCGAAAUCUGCAACCUGACUCCUGACACGCUGACCAGCAACCGGGUCCACCGCUGGAACUACUCCGAGUUCGAAGGCAUGUGGAGGGUCGGCUCCACCGGAGGAGGCUGCAGGAACUACCCCGCCACGUUCUGCUCCAACCCUCAGUUCUUGAUCCGGCUGGAGGACGUGGACGAUGACCCUGAGGACGGAGAGGACGGCUGCACUGUCCUGAUCGGUCUGAUGCAGAAAGACGCUCGCAAAGAGAGAGAAUUCGGACGAGACCUCAACACCAUUGGCUUCGACAUCUAUGACGUUCCUGAUCAGGUUAAAGGUCUCACCAACGUCCACCUCGGUCCAGACGUCCUGCUGAAAAGGACGUCGGUGGCUCGCAGUCGGACCUUCAUCAAUCUGAGGGAGGUGUGCGACCGGUUCAAGCUGCCGCCGGGAGAAUAUGUCAUCAUCCCCUCCACAUUCGAACCUCACCGCAAAGGAAGCUUCGUCCUCAGAGUGUUCACGGAGAAGCAGGCCCUCGCCAGUCCGAUGGAGGAGGAGGUGGACGCCGACAUCUCGGAGCCUGAAGUCAGACACGACGACGUGGAUCCUCACUUCAAGCGUCUCUUCCUUCGGAUCUCUGGGAACGACUCAGCGAUCUCGGCAUUUGAGCUGCAGCAGAUUCUGGACAAAGUGAUCACCCAGAGAUCUGAUGUAAAAACGGACGGUUUCAGUCUGCAGACCUGCCGCAACAUCAUCAGUCUCCUGGACACUGACGGCAACGGUACACUGGGUCUGUUGGAAUUUCACGCUCUGUGGAUGAAGAUCCAGAGAUAUCUGGAGAUCUUUAAAAGUCAUGACUUGGACAGUUCUGGGACGAUGAGCAGUCAUGAGAUGAGAGCAGCUCUGGCCGAAGCCGGUUUCCAGGUGAACAGCUCCGUGGUCCAGGAAAUCGUCAGUCGCUAUGCCGACGAGACUUACGCCAUCGACUUCGACUGUUACAUCGGAUGUCUGAUCCGUUUGGAGAUGCUCUUCAAGAUGUUCAGAACUCUUGAUAAAAAGAACCAGGGCCUGAUCCAGUUGGACCUGCAGCAGUGGCUCUGUCUCGCCAUCAACUGAUCGACGCUGGGAGAUUUCACUUGGAGGGAAGCUGAACCUGUGAUUCAUGAACACGAUGAAAUAAAAAAUAAAGUCUUAAAUGUUUCUGUAUUUCUUUUAUAAACUGAUCAUUGAAAGCGUUAGAACAUGAAACCAGUCAACUUCCUGUGCUCGCACAGUGGGCGUGUCCAGAAAUCUAUCAGCUGUUACUGUGUUUGUCCUCUAGAGGGCGGUGAAGUGUUGCUACCAUCAACAUGAGCAGAGGAUUAGGCAGACCAGAACUCACCUGAACAAACCAGAACUCACCUCAAUACACCAGAACU